Molecule: messenger RNA, 1316 nt
Organism: Bradysia coprophila
Lineage: Eukaryota; Metazoa; Arthropoda; Insecta; Diptera; Sciaridae
Molecular function (GO): nucleic acid binding
Source: RefSeq, a predicted model, not a curated record
ACUGAUGGAGCAAGCGUAUCAUUCGUAACAUCACAUACUAUACGAUAACAUUCAAAACAAAUUGAGCACGUUGGCCAAAUAUUCUGGAUUUCACGCAUCGACAACCUGAAGACUUAAUCGGACCGUCGUAUUUUUCUAAAUUGACUUGCACUACAACAUUGUUGAUCAAAAGCAUUCUUUGUAAAAAUUAAGAAUCAAAUUUUCUGUUACAUUCUAUUGUUUGGCAACCUCUGAAUUGCACAAUGGAAGAUUCCAUCGAAUGGAAACUACUAAAAAUGUGCUCCGACCGAAUGGAUUUGAUUAUCACAUCGUCGGUCACUUAUUCGAAGAACGAAUAUUUCUGCAGCAUUGUUAUUGAUGGCCUAUUGAUAGCUGCAACAAAAGGUCUCACUUUAUUUGAGACAAUCAAUGCAACUUCUAAGAAAGCAAUCGAAAAAAUUCAAGAUUACUCGAGACCGCACAUGGGAUAUUGUUCACAGUCAGAAGAGCCUACAUUUGAUUUGGAUGAAAAAUGUCACCAAUUUUUCCCGAUAUUCGAACAGUAUAUCGUUAACUUCAAGAACCACAUUGCUUCAACCAGCCAGUCAUAUCAAACGCCAAGCACUUAUGGCCAAUUGUAUGAAUCGCCAAACAGCUAUGUAAGCCCAUCUGAUCCGUCGAAUUGGACCUGGAACAAUUCGGAGUCCUACAAUCCGAAUUACUAUCUGACUAAGAAUUACACAACGGUGACAACAGUGAAGAUGGAAACCCGUGAUAUUAAAGUCGUCAGCCGGAAGAUGAUCCAUGAAGGACACGCUCACAUCGAUCAAAGCAACAUCGGCUUUAAGAUGCUCCUCGGCUUAGGAUGGUCUGGCGGGCCUCUCGGCGCGAAUCAAGACGGCAUUUCCGAACCAAUUAGUGUUGAAUUACGAGCAAGACGAAGUGGUUUGGGCGCCGACCGACAAUCAUACAGAUCGGCAUACGGAAACAUUACCGGUGACACAUUAUUUCAAUUUCUGAAAAGCUAUGCAGACGAUGACCGACAGUACGAAGAUCUGGAAUUUUCAGAUGAAUUUUCCAAUAAAGAGAAAAAGAAAUUAUUUGGGUGAGAAAAGUGGUCGUGUGUCGUAAUUUCAAGAGAUCUAAGUUUACUCCAUGAAUCGGAACAUCGAAAUGGUAUGCUCGUUGUGAAAAUAAUGAAGCCGAAAUACAAUUACCACUAAUUACCACUGUGGUCACUCAAAUAAAUUGUUUAUAUACGAUAACAGUUGUACCAUGUAUACCAAAUAAGAAAACAUAUUUUAAGAAUGAAAAUAAAAAUUUUGUUACAGGACCGA